Durusdinium trenchii is the source of this 2061-nucleotide messenger RNA. Lineage: Eukaryota; Dinophyceae; Suessiales; Symbiodiniaceae. The record is from the annotation of a GenBank genome assembly.
ACACACCGUUUUCGCAACUUGGGCGUUAAUUUGCCAAGCUGUGCUUUCCUGCACCAGCCAGGACAGCCAGACAUGAGGCACAUGCCAGGCCAGCCGGUCGUCGUGGUCAGUGCCGCGGGUGUCUCCGGCUGGCCCAGGGCAAUUAGUCCUCCACUGAGGCAGCUCAGCCCACCACAUUUCCAGCCGCAGGCCAGGUAUGUCUCCUCCCAUCGAGCUAUGUCCGAAUCCGCUUGGGGUGCAAGGUCGAGGUCCUCAUCCCCUCAGGGGCCUGUCCAAGUUCAUGCAGGCCACAGCCCAGGAUAUGUCACAGUGCACUCACCACGCCUCCUGGUGGCAAGUCCUCGCGCAAUGCCACCGCCUGUUGUGCCGGCUGUGCCAUUUCAGGUUCCAGUCUAUGGACGUGCAGUGUACGCUUCCGUUGCUGUGCCAGCCGCACGGCAGAACACUAUGCCCUCCCGGGCGCAGGGGCGAAGUCAGGCGCAAAAGCCGCAUACGAUGCACCUGGCAAGUGCGCCAGCAAUGCCACUGAAAUCACGGCCUUCUGAAUUAGAGGACUCGUCGGAGUACAGCCCCAGAGACUCCGUUUGGAAAAGGUAUUUCUGCAACGGAGGGAGAGGACUUCCCUCCCCAACCUCCUCGGUGGCCAAACAGGCCGCACCCAGUGGGCGAGCUUCCGGCAAAGAGAGUCCCAUCCCAACGAGAGUCACGGAGGAAGUGGUCCAACUACGUACCCCUCAGCAGGAGGAAGGCCAUGGCGUCGCAUUGGACCAUUGUGCACAAUCUGAAUUGGUGAACAUGCAAAGUGCUGACGUGGAAGCCAAAGGAGAGGCGUCUUUGCAAACGGAAACUCCAGGGUCUCAAGUUUCCAAGGGUGAAAGUCCCCUUCGAACCCUUCCAGGAUCGGAAGGCCGGGCAGCGCAAGCUGCGCAAGCCGCGCAAGCCCCCAGGCCAGGGCCACCAGCUCAGGAGCGGGCUCGGCCUCAAAGCUCCGAGUCGCAGCUCCUGGCAUAUGCUGAGGCUGUAUCAGACGAGGUGGGUUCAGAAAUGUUCAGAAGUUUUCUAUAUAUACUAUAUAUACACUGUUGUUCGUCUCAUCAACUAGCGAUACCAACAUUUCAGGAGUUGCUAGAGUUGUCAGCUCUGGCUCGACCACCUCCAGUUCGAGGAGUCAUCGAGUCCGUCUUGAUGCUUUUAGGCUUUCGCGAUGCGAGCUGGGCAGCAGCCCGGGCUGCUUUCGAAGAGCCCGAACGUUUCAAGGAGAAGCUGCGUUCCUUCAAUGCAACCAAUACUUCCCGCCUGCAGUACCAGAAGCUUCGACGGAGCCUCGAAGUGACGAAAAGCUUGGAUCGCACUAGGAAGAAGUCCUUGGCCUUGGAGGAGUGGUGUCGUGCCGUGGCGGAAGUCUUGACCUUGCGCUACAGCGAAGCCGCUCUGGCUGAAGCAGCCAGCAAGCGUGCUUCAGGUGCUGUGAGCAAUGUGCAGCGAGCAGAUGAGGCAAAGGUACCCUCUCGGCCGGCGCUUGGGGACCUUGUGGUGACCCCCGACAUUUACUCCAUGACACCCAAUGAGCUGCGGCAGGUCCGAGAUCUCACCGUGCAUCGGCCCAAGGUGGGCGAGGUCACAUUUCACGGUGAAAUUGACUUGCUGAGCAACCGUUCCAUCCUUGAGGAGCUCCCAAAAGUGGUGCGCCUGGAGCCCGGCGAGGUUGUCUUGUACCCUGACAGCCAAAAUAAGCCUUCUGAGGGUGAAGGGCUUAAUAGGCCGGCGACGAUUACGCUCUUUGGUUGCUUGCCUCCACAAGCAGCUGACUUCACUGACGAGGAAAGCAAAGCCAGGUACCGGCAUCGCAUUGCAGAAAUGACGGAGUCCAAGGGGGCCCAUUUUCUGGACUACGACUGUGACAAGGGCUUGUGGCAGUUCUGUGUAGAUCACUUCUAGUGAGAGGAUGAGGCUGAUGAGGCUAUGCUAAUGCAAAUGACUUGACUUUGUACCGCCAACCAGAAUCUCUCAAGCCAUAAGAUUUGGUUUGUAGAGUGAUGGUGUUGCAUCCGCAUGAAAAGA